UCGUGCUCUGCUCCUCCAAGCCUUCUCUCCUCUCAGGAUCAUGAAGGUCUCUGUGGCUGCCCUCUCCAUCCUCAUGGUCCUGGCCUUCAGCUCUCUGGCAUCCUCUGCACCAAUGGGCUCUAACCCUCCCACCUCCUGCUGCUUCUCCUAUGUCAGCCAACAAUUCCCCAGAAAAUUUGUGACAGACUAUUAUGAGACCAGCAGCCUGUGUUCCCAGCCAGCUGUGGUGUUCCUGACCAAGAGGGGUCGUCAGGUGUGUGCCAACCCCAGAGACGACUGGGUUCAGACUUAUGUGGAUGACCUGGAAAUGAACUGAGCUGAGGGGCUGAGGGCCUUUGGACAAUGCGUCCUAAAGGAAAAUAACCCAAAACAAUGAAACCAAACUCUGCGGUUGGAUGAGAUCUCUCACAACUGAAGCCUUCCUGCGAUUGACUUUCCCAUUAUAGUUCUUUUGUGCCAGUCAGGUUUAACUUACUAUGUAAAUUAUUUGGUGGCAGCUUUGGGUAUUUAUUUGUACUAUCUGUACUUCUGGAGGGCACCUGUCCCCCAUGGGGACCCCCAGUAGCAGCUGAAGUUCUGCUUUUUUGAGUGCUGGGGCUACCUGCUGGGUACC
Messenger RNA from Trichosurus vulpecula (common brushtail), 613 nucleotides. RefSeq names its product C-C motif chemokine 4-like. Gene Ontology annotation, biological process: chemokine-mediated signaling pathway; positive regulation of GTPase activity; positive regulation of ERK1 and ERK2 cascade. The record is from RefSeq and is a predicted model, not a curated record. Gene Ontology annotation, cellular component: extracellular region. The transcript has 3 exons. Bases 41 to 316 code for a protein of 91 amino acids. Gene Ontology annotation, molecular function: chemokine activity; CCR chemokine receptor binding. Lineage: Eukaryota; Metazoa; Chordata; Mammalia; Diprotodontia; Phalangeridae.